AUGAUGCAGAGGAAGCUGGCGCUGCUGAUUGGCAUCGGUGCCUUGACCAUCCUACUUAUCCUGAGGUGGGAGCACACGAUAACCCUGAUGAACAGAGAGACAGCCUCAGUACAGUCUGCACUGCAGCCAUGGCAAUGGGCACCCACGGACACCAUCACCCCCAUCCCAGGCUCCAGGCACCUCAUGGUAUCUGCCUUUAAGGACCACAGACUGGGCGGGGCCAUCAGGGUGAUCAGCAUCAUCUGCAGGCAGGAGCGCCAGCCGCUCUACUGUGUACUGUGUGCUAACACUGAUGCCAAUUCCAAGGCUGAUGCUAAAGCUAACGCUGAUGCCAAUUCCAAGGCUGAUCCUAACGCUGAUGCUACUGCUAACGUUGAUGCUAAGGCUGAUAGGCCUCUGGGUCAGUGCACAUUUUUACAGGCAAAGGUUGACGUGCACAGCGAAAGCUUCGGCUUUUCUUUUGUGACUUCAGACGUGUUGUGUAUGAGUCCAGCGUUACAGCAAGCCACACAUGUCAGCAUAACAGCUAACCCAUACGCCAGUUUGACAUUUUUAUCAAUCCAAAACCAGGAGGUCAAGGAAUCCUUUAAGUACAACUUUACUGUAUGCAUAUCUAACAUUUUUGGGGAGUACAAUAAUGCCCUCCAAUUUGCACAAACCAUGGAGGUGUACAAGCUUAUAGGGGUGCAGAGGGUUGUCAUCUACAACACCAGCUGUGGACCAGACAUAGAGAAAAUUCUCAAGUACUACAGUAAAGAGGGCAUGCUGGAGGUUGUGCCUUGGCCAAUAGACAAGUUCCUAACGCCCUCUACUGGGUGGAAAUAUGACUUACACCAUGGGGACAUUCAUUAUUAUGGACAGCUAACCACUCUGAACGAAUGCAUGUACAGAUACAUGUACCAGUCAAAGUACCUCCUGCUGAAUGACAUUGAUGAGAUCAUUAUGCCUUACAAGCAUGCCAACCUGGAGAAGUUAAUGGGCACUUUACAGCAGCAGCAUCCCAACGCAGGGGUCUUCAGGAUCGAGAACCACAUAUUCCCCAAAACGCAGUUUGAUGACAGCGGCCGAUUUCGCCUGCCUCGGUGGAGGAGUGUGCCUGGUGUGAACAUCCUGGAGCAUGUCUACCGAGAGCCGGACAGGAAGCACGUGCUUAACCCCACCAAGCUGCUCAUCAACCCCCGGAGCGUGGAGCAGACUUCAGUACACUCUACACUGAAGCAGUUCGGACUCGUCUUUAACGUCCCAUUCGAUGUAUGCCGCAUCAUCCAUGUCAGGGUGCCACUGCAAGGACAACUCUCCAAAGACCAGCUGUUUGUCGACAAGAAACUCUGGGAAUUUGAGAAGCUUUUGAUUCCCAGUAUUGAUCGUGCACUGAAUGAAUCAGGUGUGUUGUGAAUUACUGAUGCUUCCUACGGUGACAAAGCCGUUUGGUAACGCUGUAUAUAUUAUGUUUUGACUCACAUGCCGCAAAAAAACAAACAAGCCAGAAAAAAAAAAACCUUUGUAACAGUCCCGAAGCGUGACAAAUUUAAUGGAGGAGGCCCAACACAUUUUUUUCUUUCUACAGGUACACGACGUUAAGCAUCACGGUGCUAAACUUAUGCUACAGUGAUACAAACGGUGUGUCUAAUCACUUCACACCACAAUAAUUAGGUGUUUAUAAUACUCAGUUUCAUUGUCCAAAUCAAGUCGUCUCUUAGGGAAGGACGGGGUUGGUUGUCACACUCACUAUAUCUCGCCACCAGAAAGCGCAGUCUCCAGAAUUUUGGUAUGAAAAUUUCCAGAAUUGGGAUCAGAACUCACCUACAUAGUCUUCCCUGGAGUAAGACAGCUGAACUUGAGUUGAGAGGACCUUUUGUGUUUUUCAUGUCAAAUUGAAAAUAUUCAGCUCCUCAGUAUUUUUCUUCUAGGCUUUUACACAAUGGGUUUAUAACAAAACAAUUGUUACCCUUAAAAAGUGUGAUGGGAAAGCUAUAGUUUAGAUUGUUGUUAGCUAGCUAACUAGUUGUUAGAUGGUUGUUAGCCUUGAUCCUAGCAGCCUUCCCCUCCACCCCUCCACCAACCUACCCCACCCCACCAUACCCCACCCCCCUCUGUAUAUGACACACACAUUUUUUCUGUUUGUUACACAUUUGUCUACAUAACUUCUGUCUAAAGCGCAAUUUAUGGUCGUCCGUUUACGGACACACAGAGACACGGAGAGCCCUCUUCGAGCACCUCUCCGUGGCCUGACGUGCACCUCCGACUCCGUCAAUACAUCGGUAUUAAUGCUUUACAACACCCACAACUGUCGGAGAACCAUGAAUGAAAGCGAGUCCGUCGAGGCAACUGCGUGACCACGGAGUAACAGAGUUGUAGAAGUAUAUUUCGGCCUUAAAUCCUGGUCCUUGUGUGUUAUCUCAAGUGUUAUAUCAAGUGUAAUUUGAAAAUUAUACGGAGAUGCCAACCAGUCUGCCUGUUUUUUUUUUUUUUUUUUGAUUGUUUGUUUUUUAAUACUACACAUGGAUCAUGAUUGGUGAAAUAUUUACCAUAAACAACCUCACAUUUCAGCUUUUGUUGUGUUGAUCCCUCAACCAGUUAGAUAUGAGUUUGGGAAAAAAAAGGUCCAUUUGGGCACGCACGCACGCACGCACGCACACACGAGCGUACACCUCUAGAUGAGAGUGUCCACAUUUCCACAGGCCUGACCUGCGUUGUGUGUCUGUAAACGUAUCGUGCUCAAACUGUGGCUAGCCCACCAAGGAGAUGACACACACACACACACACACACACACACACACACACACUCUGGACCCAUCUAUGGGCAAACAGACAGGCUUCUGUUUUCUAGAGGUUCACAUGUUGGUGAUCAUGGCAUUGUUCAGCAAUGGAGUUGAUGAAACACACACACACACACGGUUCAGUAAAUUAGUUGAUAAAAACCUAAACAUUUGCUUGUGUCUUACUGUAGUAAGUGUACUUAACCCUGUGUCACACCGUUGUGUUUCUUUUUUUUUUGGUUGUUUGUUUAUUGAGAGAGAGUGAGGUUAUGUGUGUGUGUGUGAGAGAGUGAGUGACUUUGCUUUUUUGUCUGUGUGGAAAAAAAUGUGUGUGUGAAAUGAGGUGGUGGCAAGUAUGACCUUUUUUAGUGCAGUUAUUGGUUUUGAUUACACAGGGAAACAAAAAGAUGCUAAAAGCGCUACUUUACAUGUUGGUGUGCUUGUGGUAAAGCAGCAAUACGGAGUUCUGUUCCAAAACUAGUAAGCUAACUACCUAAAAGGCAUGCAAAAAACUUGCAAACACCACCAACA
Molecule: messenger RNA, 3290 nt
Organism: Clupea harengus (Atlantic herring)
Lineage: Eukaryota; Metazoa; Chordata; Actinopteri; Clupeiformes; Clupeidae
Product: glycosyltransferase family 92 protein F13G3.3-like
Exons: 1
Coding region: 1-1395 (464 amino acids)
Cellular component (GO): cytoplasm
Molecular function (GO): glycosyltransferase activity
Source: RefSeq, a predicted model, not a curated record